AUGUCGCUCGAAGCCCCCCUAACAGUGCUCUAUAAAGAGAUCAAUGGCAGCAAGAUCACCACAGAUAUCUACCUCCCGAAGACUACCUCGUCAUCGCCGCUGAAGUAUCCUGUCGUAAUCGAUAUUCAUGGCGGUGCUUUCAUGCUCGGCCAUUCCAAAAUGGUCUCUAUGCCCCAAAUAAACGACUGCCUGGAGCGCGGAUGGAUCGUCCUUGUUCCGAAUCACCGACUUUGUCCUGGUGUGAAUUUGCUGGAGGGUCCUAUGCAGGAUAUCCGCGAUUUACUCACUUGGGUCUACGAUGGACACCUCGAUGCGGUUUUGGCGGAGCAGGGUCCUCACCGUGUUGACGUGGAGAAUGUUGCUGCCUUUGGAACUUCGUCUGGUGGGCAUUUAGCUCUGGGCUUGGGCUUCAACACACCUAAGCAACCCAAGGCUAUCUUCUCCUUGUACGGCGCUGUGCACUUUACGCAUCCAUUCUGGAAAGAGAAGCUCCCCCAUGUUGCAGCUAAACUUCCGCCUAACCUUGAAGAGUCCUUCCUAAACAAAAUUUACGACGAGGUUCCGGUUCCCACAGAUAGUUCCGUCUCCCUAGAAGGACAAAGCGAGUCCGGCGCCUCGAAAGGCCCGAACUUCUCGCAACCCCGUGACGCCUUUGCCUUCACGCAGAUCUCCUCUGGCAAUGUCAUUUCUGUUAUCUAUCCCCCUGGUGAACCUGGUGGCUCUGAUGAAGGAUAUAAACUGGUCGACCCGGUGCAAAAUGUUUCGGCUGAAUUCCCGCCUACGUACAUCGUGCACGGACUUGCGGAUACCAUGGUUACUAUCGAUGUGAGUCGGGAGCUGCAUAAGCGUCUAUCUGAGGCCGGGGUUCCUUGUGGAAUGACCGAGGUCCCCGGAGAGGAACAUACAUUUGCGAUGAUGAUGAAGGUCGGAUCCAAGACUUGGUGGUUACAGCGGGAAGGAUUUGAUUUCUUGGAGAAAUAUAUUGGAAAGGGGCCGCUCUAG
Molecule: messenger RNA, 1002 nt
Organism: Penicillium pulvis
Lineage: Eukaryota; Fungi; Ascomycota; Eurotiomycetes; Eurotiales; Aspergillaceae
Exons: 3
Coding region: 1-1002 (333 amino acids)
Biological process (GO): proteolysis
Molecular function (GO): serine-type peptidase activity
Source: RefSeq, a predicted model, not a curated record